Vicia faba (fava bean) is the source of this 2562-nucleotide messenger RNA. The record is from the annotation of a GenBank genome assembly. NCBI's taxonomy places the organism in Eukaryota, Viridiplantae, Streptophyta, Magnoliopsida, Fabales, Fabaceae.
AUGGAUAUGGUAGGAAAACUUGGAAGUAUGAUAACUAAGGGGGUAUAUUCAGUUGCCACCCCUUUUCACCCUUUUGGUGGUGCUGUUGAUGUCAUUGUUGUUCAGCAAGAAGAUGGUAGUUUUAGGAGUACGCCGUGGUAUGUUCGGUUUGGGAAAUUUCAAGGUGUUCUUAAAGGUGCUGAGAAGGUUGUUAAGAUAAAUGUUAAUGGGGUUGAAGCGGGUUUUCAUAUGUAUCUUGAUAAUUCUGGGGAGGCUUAUUUUGUUAAAGAGGUGGAUGGUGAUGAUAAUGUUGAGUCAAAUGUGGUUGGUGCUGAGUCUGAGUUUACUCCGGAAGAGAGUGGUUUGAAAAUUGAUGUUACUGGUCAUAAACUAGAUCAUAGUGUGUCUGAUUUGGGGGUGCUUCGGGUGACGGGUGAUGAUGAUUCCUUGGAUUUGCCAAAACUUCAAAAGGCAGAAUCGGAUGUUGAUAAGAGAUUUUACGAAGUUCUAGAUGAUCAAACUGUGAUUGAAGGUUCAGCUUAUUUGUCAGAAUGUGAAGAGAAUUAUGUGGAUUCGCAGAGUUCUCAUCCGGGGGUGAUCGUGGUUAGUGUUGAUGGUCAUAUGUUGACAGCCCCUAUCUCUGAAUCAGAGCCAACUGACGAAAAUUUGGAGUUAGAUAUUCUUCAGUUUCAUUUGGGGCCAGGUGAAGAGACUGAUUUCGACGAAGGUGAAGAGGAAUUUGGCACUACUGAUGAUGUUAGUCAGCUAGAUGCUUCAACAGCUGAUGUCCCAUCCAGUAUUUAUAGCUCCAAUUUUGAUAAUAGUACUCCUGGGAUCCAUCUGGAAGAUUGCCAAAGAGAGGAGGGACCUAUUUGUCACAAGGAGAAAACCGACACUGAAGAAGCUGCAUCAUGUAUGAAUAUGGAGAAUGUCUUUAAAAGUUGUUUAGAUUUUCAUGAAUUUGCUCAGCAGGCUGAAAACGACAAUUUACAAAAUGAAGGGUCCUCAUUGGUGGAUCAAAAUUCAGCUGAGGAAUCUAAUGAAAAUGAUAAAGAGAGCAUCAUACAAUCUAGAAACAUUGAAGGGUUAUCUCCCCUUGGCAUGCCUACUUCUUCAGACGAUAUUAUUUCUACAAAUUUAGAAACAAAACUUCAAAGGGUUGAUAAAGAUGCACCAGUGGAAGUUGACAUGGAAUCUGGCAGUCAUUCUGGUACGAAUGAUGUGGAGUGGAGUGAUAGUCAACAAACCCCCCAUGUACUUGAAAAUACUAGUGAGGAAGAUAAUGUAACAGCACCUCAGACAUUUGCUUCCACCGACGGGGAUCAAAGUCAUUUUGAUUCAAGAUUUGACAUCUCACUUUGUGGUCAUGAACUUAAGGCGGGUAUGGGUUUUAUCAUAGCUGCUGAAGUGUUUGAAGCACAUCGAAUAUCUGCAGAGGAAUUUAGAGUCUCUGCACCAUCAAUAACUAAGAAUAAAAAUCUUGUAGUGAAGGUCGGAGAGAGCUAUCUACCGUGGGAAAAGGCCUCCCCUCUUGUUCUUGGAAUGGCAGCUUUUGAUUUAGACUUACCUUUUGAUCCUGAAGAUACAAUUCCUGUGGGACAGGAUUAUGCGUUGAAGUCUAGCGAUGAUAAUCCUGGACCAUCUUCGUCUCGACGUAGGUGGAGACUCUGGCCUCUUGCUUUUCGAAAAGUAAAGACAGCUGAGCACAAUAGUACUGAUGAAUCAAGUGAGGAUAUAUUUUUAGAUUCCGUAUCUGAUAUGUUAGGUUCUGUUGUUGAGCCAACUCCAACCUCUGUUAGGCGCGAGUUUCCUCCCAAGCAAUUUGUAAGGACAAAUGUUCCCUCUAAUGAGAUGAUAGAGUCAUUGAAUCUCAAAGAUGGUCAAAAUAUGGUAACGUUCAAUUUCUCUACGAGGGUUCUAGGAAAACAACAGGUUGAAGCUCAUCUAUAUUUAUGGAAGUGGAAUGCGAGAAUUGUAAUUUCAGAUGUUGAUGGAACUAUUACCAAAUCUGAUGUUUUGGGGCAGUUCAUGCCUUUAGUUGGAAGAGAUUGGAGCCAGACUGGAGUGGCGACGCUUUUUUCUGCUAUUAAGGAAAAUGGAUACCAGCUACUGUUUUUGAGUGCCCGUGCUAUUGUCCAGGCUUAUGUAACCAGGAAAUUUCUGGUUAACCUGGAACAGGAUGGAAAAACGUUACCAACUGGACCUGUUGUUAUUUCACCUGAUGGAUUAAUUCCCUCUCUUUACCGAGAAGUAAUAAAAAGAGCUCCUCAUGAGUUCAAGAUUGCUUGUCUAGAGGAUAUCAAAAGACUUUUUCCUUCUGAUUACAAUCCAUUCUAUGCGGGGUUUGGCAAUAGAGACACAGAUGAACUUAGUUACAGUAAGAUAGGAAUUCCGAAAGGCAAAAUAUUCAUCAUUAACCCUAAGGGCGAGGUGGCAACAAGUCAUCGGGUUGAUUCAAAAUCUUAUACAUCACUACACACACUCGUCAAUGACAUGUUCCCACCUACGUCUGUGCUUGAACAGGAGGACUUCAACUGUUGGAAUUAUUGGAGACUGCCUCGCCCAUGUAUUAAUAUUGAUUAG